Molecule: messenger RNA, 482 nt
Organism: Merops nubicus (carmine bee-eater)
Lineage: Eukaryota; Metazoa; Chordata; Aves; Coraciiformes; Meropidae
Gene: ARMC7
Product: armadillo repeat containing 7
Exons: 2
Molecular function (GO): protein binding
Source: RefSeq, a predicted model, not a curated record
AGGCCAAGGAGCAGGUCCUGGCGAAUCUGGCCAACUUUGCCUACGAUCCCAACAACUACGAGUACCUCCGGCAGCUGCAGGUCCUGGAUCUGUUCCUCGAUAUGCUCACCGAAGACAACGAGACCCUUGUGGAGUUUGCGAUGGGUGGCCUUUGCAACCUGUGCCUGGAUAAAACGAACAAAGACUACAUCUUGGAGGCAAACGGGGUAGAGCCCAUAAUCAACUGCCUGUCCAGCCCCAACGAGGAGACGGUGAUGUCGGCCGUCACGGCGCUGAUGUUCCUGACCACGCCGCGGUCGCGCCAGCAGACCACGGCCCUCCCCGUGGUGGAGUGCAUGCUCCGCUUCUCCCUCUCGGCCAGCAGGAGGCUGAGCAACCUGGCGACCGUCUUCCUGGAGGAUUAUUGCACACCCCUGCAGGUGGAGGAGGCCAGGAACCUGAGCAAACACACAGCGGUGGGGAUUCCACUCCCCAAGGACUGA